Molecule: messenger RNA, 1172 nt
Organism: Cynoglossus semilaevis (tongue sole)
Lineage: Eukaryota; Metazoa; Chordata; Actinopteri; Pleuronectiformes; Cynoglossidae
Product: histone H3.3
Exons: 4
Coding region: 179-589 (136 amino acids)
Cellular component (GO): nucleosome
Molecular function (GO): DNA binding; structural constituent of chromatin; protein heterodimerization activity
Source: RefSeq, a predicted model, not a curated record
UUAUUGGUUGUACUUUGUCAGUCCACCAAUUGGAGAGAAGUAUUUCCAACCAUUACGUCACGAGAAAGUACAAAUACUCGGCCCGAACCUCCCCCUGCACACACAGUCUUCACUGGGUCAACCAGAGCGGAGUCCAAGCAGAUAAGCUGGUCGAUUUGAACCGACUGUAAAGUGAAACAUGGCUCGUACUAAGCAGACCGCUCGUAAAUCUACCGGAGGAAAGGCUCCGAGGAAGCAGCUCGCUACCAAGGCAGCCAGGAAGAGCGCUCCCUCCACCGGAGGAGUGAAGAAGCCCCAUCGUUACAGGCCCGGAACUGUAGCUCUGAGGGAGAUCCGUCGUUACCAGAAGUCCACUGAGCUUCUCAUCCGCAAACUGCCAUUCCAGCGUCUUGUGAGAGAAAUCGCUCAGGACUUCAAGACUGAUCUGCGUUUCCAGAGUGCAGCCAUUGGAGCUCUUCAGGAGGCCAGUGAGGCUUACCUGGUGGGUCUGUUUGAGGACACCAACUUGUGCGCCAUCCACGCCAAGCGUGUCACCAUCAUGCCCAAAGACAUCCAGCUUGCCCGCAGGAUAAGGGGAGAGAGGGCCUAAGCUGCUGUUUGCAGCAAUGUCAUGACAAAUGAUCCUAUUUAUCAUACUUAACCAUUUUGUGGACAUUUUUAUUUCUUUGAAUUUUUUUUUUUUCUUUUUUGAAUUUUGAAUUUUGUAUUGUAUUUUAGAAUGAGACAAUACAUCCAUUCCACGAGCCUAAGUACACUUUGGGUAGUUGGAAGUGUUGUGCAGUAGGAAUAUCUAUGUAUACCAUCAUGGGUCAUUACUACAUGUAACAGCCAUCAAACCUCCCGAGUUCUGUGUUGGUAUCUUCCGCUGUCUGGGAGUAAUUUUAAACAAGGAUGAAUUCUUCACAUCUUCCACGGGGUCCAGGGUGUCUCCACCCAUGUCAUGUCCAACAAAAUGCCAGCAUGUCCUGCUCACUGGUUCCCACUGCAGUGUUGCUGAGUUUAACGACCAGAUGACGUUCUGCGCCGUGUGACCAGGGGCACGACAGACCCCUCUGUAUUUUUCUGGACUGCUUUUUAUGCAUUUUCCAACAUAAAAUCUUGGCAGCUACAUUUAAUACUAUUUAUGAAAUGUUGUCACAUGUCUUUCUAUUAAAGGUCUUUAUGAGUAGCAA